CUUGCAGUCAGUUUAUAGCCAUUAAAGAAAAAAAAGAGUCUCUCUCGAACAUGAUGGAGUAGGCAACAUCGGUGCGGCUUGGAAACCACCUGGUCUGGAAUAACCUGAUGGAAAUUAGAGGACGGAGGCCUUGCGAAGUCCGUUUCGAGGAGGUUUUCAUGGAGCGUUGAGAUAAUUAUGAUGUGGUGGCUUGCCUUAAUGAUGUUUACAUCUCCGGCUUUCCCAUUCAUCGUGUUCGUGUGCAUGGAUUUAUCCGAGGCGCUUCAUUCCUACGAUGCGCUGCCUUUAAUAAGGAAAUCUCGUGAAAUCGCCGAAGAGCAUCUAAAUACAAGCGCUAACGGGUUUCCUGUGUACCUGCUCGGUAUUGUCGCAUUAACACCCGCGCCCACGAUCGCAUCCAACAGAAAACCGAUAAAUGUCGCCGCAUCAGCAGCCACCACCAUUGAAACACCACCAACAGACCCCAUCACCCCAUCGCUGUCUAAUCCCAGCUAUGUGGGCGCAUUUGAUCGGAGAAAGCACAGUUUUCCUGAAACGCGGAAGAAAACGUCGCAGAUAUUUGAUAAUAAAGCCGUGCCCGAUCUCAGGACAACAUCUGACAAUUCUCAAGAGCUAGUGUGUAACUGCAGUGGAGAGGGUGUGUCGGACCCUGACGAGUGUGACCGUGAGACGGGUCAGUGUGACUGUAUGCUGGGAUUCACUGGGCUGGACUGUGAGGAGUGUGAGGAAGAUUACUUCACCAAUGGCACAAUUGGAUGUCUCCACUGCGCAUGCGACUCAUUUGGCGCAGUCAGCUCAAGCUGUGACAGUUCAGGUACGUGUGUGUGUAAGACAGGUGUUUACGGGCCCAAGUGUGAUGACUGCCACCCUGGAUUCUUCCACUUCAGCAGCACAGGAUGCCAGCCGUGCCAAUGCAACCACCAUUCGACCUACUGCCACCCACAGUCAGGAGUUUGUUUGGACUGUCAGAACAACACUCAGGGCCACAACUGUGAGGAGUGUCUCCCCAAUUUUUACCGUCUUCGUGGCGAGGAGUUAAAGGAGGGAUGUCUGCCCUGUCCCUGCUCCUCCGAGAGCUCCACCGGCAGCUGCCAUCUUGAUUCUAGCAGGCGGCCUGUAUGUGACAAAUGUAAGCCUGGCUUCUCUGGCCCGACAUGCAAUGUGUGUAUAGACGGUCUCUUCAAAUCAUCAGGUGUGUGUGUGCCCUGCAACUGUAACGGGAAUGCAGACCCUCGCUCCAGGCCUCAAAUAUGCCACCCCGAGACAGGGCACUGCCACCGCUGCAUCAACAACACAACGGGCGCACACUGUGAGAUCUGCACCCGUGGCUACAUAGGGGACGCCCCCUCCCACAAUUGCACCCGAAGAGCUGUGAGAAUCCUCCCAACUCAAGACAUCAAGACCUCCACUGCCGAAAUCCCCAAAUCCACACGUCCUAUUCCUUCUACACCUCCAAUCCGCCUCCCCACUUCUUCCUCCCCCUCCACCACCACCACCACUUCCCUCCCGACCCUGCAGUCUGGCACUGGAGACUCCGCAGGACACAACAGCACAGCCUCUGCCCUAACUGUAGUGUCCUGGACGCAAUUUAACAUCAUCAUUCUCGCUGUCAUCAUCGUCGUCGUUGUCCUCCUCAUGGGCUUCGUCGGGGCCGUGUAUAUGUAUCGCGAGUAUCGGAAUCGAAAACUGAAUGCCCCAUUUUGGACCAUUGAGCUUAAGGAAGAUAACAUCAGCUUCAGCAGCUACCAUGACAGCAUCCCGCACGCUGACCCUAACGGACUGUUAGAGGAGGAGCCAUGCGUGGUCGCAGCCAAUGGGCAGUUAGCACUGGCCACUGCCGCCAACAUGUACAAAGCGUGAAAUAGUUGGUACGAUUAUAUCUGCUCUUAAAUACGAUGAUUAGGGAAAGAAGGUAGCCUUGCUCUGGGAGCCAAAGCUAACUUUUAUUUAUUUCUACAUACUAUUUAGCUCCCCAUAAGGCAGAUAUCACACAGGAAGCAGUGGGACUGUGGCAGGGCGGGGCCGGGUCAUGAUCCUACACACCCGGUCCCGUCCUCCGCCCUGCCACAGUCCCACUGCUUCCUGUGUGAUAUCUUCAUGCAACCUGAUCUUAAAAAACAUAUUUCUUGUACCAUUUUGGAGAGGUCUCUUUUAAAUUCAAGACAAGCCAUUAAAAUAUCACUUAUGGAAGCCCUUAAACACACAAAAAAUGUAUUAUUUGCCAGAAUAUUUUGUGCUGCCUCUUAAAUGAGCCUCUAAGGUUUGUGUGCCUGAGUUUGAAAAGACAGAGGCAAUGAACGAGGCAAUGAAUUUGAGAGACCAUUGGACCAACACAGCAAGAUAAUGACACCUAAAUACUACUGUCUGUAUAGAAAGCUCACAAGUUCUUGAGACAAUUACUCUACUUUUAAAAGCAGACAGGGAUACGUCUGGAACAGAGUACAAUUACAUAAGAUUUGUACUCAUCCAAACAGCUUUACUCAGAAAAGAAUGGAACUUAAAAGUUCAAAAUGAACAAGACUUUUGUAAAAGACGCCAAGACUGCAAAUCAGGUGAUAUUUGUUAGGGAGGAAACGUCUGACCUUGCGAAGCAUCUGUCUUUGACUGAGACUAUUUCAUACACAUAUCAAAGGCCAUGCUUUGGAUUUCUAUGGAAUGCAGUCUUUGUAGAUCAGAGGAAAUUCCUGUAACAGAUUGGUAUCAAACCAAACAUGCUACAAAACAGUCAUACCUGGUUUACCGGUAACACUCACACCUGUUUCAGCCUUAUUGUGUUUGUGUGCGUGUGGGUGUUUAUGUGUCUGUGGGAGAGACAGUGUUGAGUGUGGAGACAGUUUCUAUUCUAACUGUGUAGAGCUGGAUUCUACACAGGAAUGUACAACAAGACUUUGUGAGCAUGGAUAGAUUCUGCUGCAUAGUUUCACUAAUAUAAAUGUUUGACACGAUAUUGUAGACACGAAAGCCAUGUAAGCAUAAAAAGUAUUCAGACUUUUAGAAGACAUUGUGUGGGAAAGACUGUGUUUGGGAACCUAUAAGGUACUGCAGUGGACACAAUGUGUUUACCCCUCCAUCUGUCUACAAGGACCCUUUAAAAUGUGAUUCAGGAUCAUUUUGAUGAUUUGGACAAAGGACUGGUCUUUUGUAUUGAAUUAUUACUUUUUUUUUUAUCAUUAUUAUGGUUGAUCAUGUUGACUACUAUUUAUUUAUCCUUUAUGUUUUGUCUCUGUGUUCUUAUUUUAUUGCUGUUUUGUACAGUGUACCAUACUGAAUGCAAACUCUGUAGGCCGAGUUGUGUGCACAACCUCAAUGACAAGACAUGUUGGAAGUCUUAUUUUCUCCUCUGGUUUUCUUUCUAUUUAGUAAGUCAGGUUAAACAUUAAUAACUCACUGUAUAUGGGAUGUCAGUGGAAAAUACUGUAUUUUCUCAGUCCUGAG
Molecule: messenger RNA, 3435 nt
Organism: Xyrauchen texanus (razorback sucker)
Lineage: Eukaryota; Metazoa; Chordata; Actinopteri; Cypriniformes; Catostomidae
Product: multiple epidermal growth factor-like domains protein 9
Exons: 6
Coding region: 178-1860 (560 amino acids)
Biological process (GO): axon guidance
Cellular component (GO): basement membrane
Molecular function (GO): extracellular matrix structural constituent
Source: RefSeq, a predicted model, not a curated record